AUAUUUUUUGAUAAAAAAAUGAUAAAGAUGAAAAAUUGAAAAAUAUGCUGAAAAAUUCGCACGUUUCCUCUUCGAGUCAGAAUAAUUAACUGUCGUUAUUUCUAACUAAAUAAUUGAUCUGAAAAUGUAUGCUCGUAAUACGUAGUUUCUACACCGUUCAUUGUUAAUCACCAUUUACAUAAGUCAUGGAAAUCGAUACACCGGAGAAACAGUAUAUUCGAACUGUAGAAGAUGUAACUAAGAUCAUACAUCAUGCUAAAUUAAACGAAAAAACUUUAGCUCCCAUCUCCCAAGCAAUUUACUUUUCCGGCGAUACCAAACAAUACCGAUUGUUAGAACUCGAUAACGAAUUACUCUCGAAAUUGAAAAAUGGCAUCGAAUUAUCAUUCAAAGGGAAAAAAGAUCAGAAAGCUGUGCUGUGUUCGGAUUGUAAAACUUACGAAGUAAAAGAAGCCGAAACUUCGAAUUCUCUUCUUCUCAUUCCGCAGCUGAAGUUUCCCGAUGACCACAAGUCUUAUUCUGGUGAAAGGAUGGUUGAAGAUAAAGAAGUGAUCGGAGUAUUUCACACGUAUUUAGAAGUUAAACCAUGUAAACCAAAGUUCCAAAAAUUGAGAAAAAUUCUCGAAUCGAGUUCGUUCCGAGGUUCGGAACUAGAACCAGAGCUACGCGAUUCCGGAGUAACGAUGUAUUCCACCGAAGAACUUCUCCAUGAAAUUCAAGCUAGUCACGUAGAGUUGAUUACUGCCUUGAAUGAUAUAUACGCUUUCCAAUUAGAUGGUAAAUGGAGGAUACUAGAAUUCCAGUACCAUUUCAGAGUAUUAUCUGCAUUUAUGAAUGUAAUCGAUACGCAGUCGUGGAAAUGUGAUGAAAUACCUGCCGAUGAAGUUAUGGAAUUACUGGAUGGGAUCGUACCAUCGUAUAUAGUGCAAUACUUACUGUCCAUUUAUACCGAAGAAGUACCUCAAAACACAUCUUCAGAUGGUCGUGUGGUUAAAUUAAUCGAAGAUAGAGUAUGCAGAAUGUUGGGCGAAUCCACGUUGAAAAGAUUUUCUCAUUUUGAACUGAAAGAUUUUCUAAACGUUUGGCAAGGAGCCGUACCUGAAGGUUUGGUUACAAAUCUACGCCAGUUGGACGGUCUAGUUUAUAUAGACGUACAAAAGAAUCAAAAAAAUAUAAAUUAUUGUCCAGAAUACGAAUUAGCCGAAGAUCCGGGAGAAAGAAUACAUCACUUAUUUCAACUGAAACCCAAAUGGACCAUAGAAGAAAUCAAGCCAUAUAUUCAGGUAUUCGCGACUGAAAAAGUGAAUGAAAAUAUGAUUUUGAUGAAGUACGCCAGAGCAUCGAACAACAACGGAGUUCGUUUCUAUUCGAGUAAACAUGGAAAAUAAUUCUGGUUAGUUUAUCGAAGAAAACAUCUGUGAAAUAUUUAAAACAUCUUGUAACUGAAUGAAAAUCGCCAAAUACGUGACAACUGUUCCGAAAAUCUGUCAAAUGAAGAUCACGUAUUAUCGAAUCAAUGGAUAUGAUGGAAAUAAUUGGAUCCAUUAACCAUUACUUACCAAUAAAACAGUAGCUUUAUUCAAUUUGAAUGUAUUAAACACCUUGAACUCAGCUUUAUGGAUGCAUAAGUUUGUUUGUUGUGUUUCUAUCUGUCAAAACAAUAGGACUGAGAAUUCAAAUUGGAUCGUUCUGAGUUUCUAACGAAAUACUACUUACAAUAUCUAUGUCUGCGUCUCUCAAGUGGUAUUCUGCGUAUUCACAUAAUACGUAUUGUGUUUUUUUAGCCUGCAACAAUCAAUUUUUCUGAGUUUUAAUGUAUAAAUUUAAAAAAUAAAAAAUAAACGAA
Molecule: messenger RNA, 1846 nt
Organism: Planococcus citri (citrus mealybug)
Lineage: Eukaryota; Metazoa; Arthropoda; Insecta; Hemiptera; Pseudococcidae
Product: sister chromatid cohesion protein DCC1
Exons: 8
Coding region: 186-1388 (400 amino acids)
Biological process (GO): mitotic sister chromatid cohesion; maintenance of mitotic sister chromatid cohesion
Cellular component (GO): Ctf18 RFC-like complex; chromatin; chromosome, centromeric region
Source: RefSeq, a predicted model, not a curated record